AUGCCCAAAGUGGUGCGGGUCCUGGAGAUCCUGGAGGUGAUGGUGAGCCGCAGCAGCAUCAGCCCGGACACCGAGGAGCUGCGGCUGGAGCUGGACCGGCUGCCCCUGGAGCGGAUGGACCGGCUGGAGAAGGACAAGAAGCACCGGCAGGUAUCCCAGCAGAUGUUCUUCUCGGCCAUCGGGAGCGAUUUCGGGACCUCUUCCCUCAGGCAGUUCUUCGACAGAGCCAGAGAGAUGGAGUUCUUUAAAAGCUUCAUCCAGAUCCCAGACCUCCCAGAUGCUCCACCAAACUUCCUCCGAGCUGCCGCCUUGGCCGAGUACAAAAAGCCGGUGGUGGUGAUGCCCAGUGAAGACCGCGAGGAGGAGGAGGAAGUGGAGCCCCAGCCGGAGUUCAGAGAGGCACCUCAGAUGCCACAGUACUAUUUGCUCAGCCAAAUGGGAGUUCCUGAAGCCCCUCUGGAGCAGAGAGACACCGAGAAUGUGAAUUUGAAGAGGGAACUCGAGGUGUUGAAACCAGAGCUGCAGCUCAUCAAGAGUGAGGCUCAGAGGUGUGUGACCGAGUUAAAGGCUCAAGUGAACCGCCUGGAAGCGGAGGUGGACGAGCAGCGCACCCACAAGCAGGUGGCCAUGGUGGAAAAUGAGCACCUGAAGAUGGAGGUGGAGGCUUUGCGCAGCACCAACGUGGCCAACGUCGGCGCCCAGAUCGGAUUUAAGGAGGCCGACAGCAGAGCUCAGGCUGCAGAGAUCAGAUUCAGUCAACUCAAAGAGAGACACGCAGAGCUGGUUACCAGCCACGCGGAUCUAAUGAAGAAGAACUCGGAGACGGUGAAGAGUUUGACUAACUCAAAACUGCAUCAGGACGACCUGCUGAGAGCCAAGCAGCAGCUGCAGAACGAGCUGGAGAAUCUGCGGCAGGAGCAGAGGAACACGAUGAACCUCCAGCAGCAUGAGGCCGACCGGCUGAACAGAGAGCUCCUGGAGCAAAGGGCGGAACUGGCUCUGCUCCGCAGCACUCUGGACAGCAAAGAGAAGGAGGGGUCCCAGGCGAGCAGCAGCCUGGCGGCUCUGCAGGCGGAGCGGGAAGUCCUGCUGCGCUCGGCCAGGGAGCAGGAGGCGGAGCUUUCCUCCCUCAGGCAGCAGGCCCAGCAGCAGCAGAGCUCCCUGGACCUGGAGCGGGACCGGAUGGGCCGGGAGCUGGAGGCGCUGCGGGCACAGCUGCAGCAGCAGGUACCAGCGGAGGACGGAUCCACCACGGGUCCAAACGGGGGAGCCGAGCUUUGGUGGGAGGGAUCAGACGGGCUAUGUGGGGAGAUAUCCACUCAAGAGUGA
Menidia menidia (Atlantic silverside) is the source of this 1329-nucleotide messenger RNA. The record is from the annotation of a GenBank genome assembly. NCBI's taxonomy places the organism in Eukaryota, Metazoa, Chordata, Actinopteri, Atheriniformes, Atherinopsidae.